AUGGACACCCAAAAGGUGUUUGAAGAUGCUCGAUGUAGGAUCUUUCCUGCUACUUUAUCUAAUGCUGCCCAGAAAUGGUACUUCAAAUUUCCUCCAGCCAGCAUAAUUUCAUGGGAGAUGUUUGUAAAGGAAUUCUACGGACAAUUUUAUGCUGGUCAGAUACAUCCAACAGAGGCCAAUAAGCUAGUCGAUAUAAGAAAAAAUGAAGGAGAACCUUUAAAAGAGUACAUCCAGAGGUUUAUGCGAGCAACGACUCGGGCCAAAUCAGUUGGAGAUGAGGGAAAGAUGAUGGGCAUCACCGCUCAGGUGCAAUGCCAAUCUCCCCUUUGGAGCAACCUAAGGAAAAAUGGAGUAAAAAAUACUCCAGAAUUUUUAGAUCGAGCAGAUAAAUACAUCAAGUUGGAGGAGGCUAUAGCCAAUGACGGAAAGUCUCCAAAGGCCGACCAGGGCAAAACAGAGGAGUCGACCAAGGCUGCUAGUGGGCCUAGCAAACCCAACAACAAUAACAACAACAAUAAUAAUAAGAAUGGAGAAAAAUGGAAAUUUUUUGAGGAGAUGACAUCUAAUAAUAAGCACCCUAAGGAGAACAUGUACAAGUUGAGGUUCACUAACCACAGGACCCUGGUCGACAGCAGAGCAGAAGUGUAUUAG
Molecule: messenger RNA, 651 nt
Organism: Humulus lupulus (European hop)
Lineage: Eukaryota; Viridiplantae; Streptophyta; Magnoliopsida; Rosales; Cannabaceae
Exons: 1
Coding region: 1-651 (216 amino acids)
Source: RefSeq, a predicted model, not a curated record